AUGGAAAUCGUGAGCAACCUCAAGAAGAUCUACCACAAUUCCAAAAUGGGCAAUGCAAACUCAGUACCAGCUGCCGGGCAGAAGCGGAAACGCCCAAACUUCUUGGCCAUCGAUCAGACCCUCAUUGGGAUAACGAUAGGUGAGGAAGAGGAGAACAAAAAGUCGUUCAUGCUACACAAGGACCUUCUCUGCGCACAUUCACGGUACUUCCGCAACGCGUGUGAAGGCCUCUUAUCAGAAGACGAAGCCCUAACAAUCCACCUCCCAAAUGUCUCAGAAUCAACAAUCAAACUCUUCCAAUUCUGGCUCUACGGCCAGGCGACCCGCGAAGAGCCUAAACGCGUGAUCAAGCGCCCGAAACAUACCAUCAAUAAGGGGAAGGAAAUCAUCGAUCUCGAUGCGCCGGGGCCUGCAGAUCCACCACCGCCAGAAGCCCAUGAUGGAGACGAGAUGUCAACAGAAGACCUUUUCAACACAAGGCGUACUCCCGCCUGGCUCGACACCUCCGAAUUCCUCUUCACCACGAACCACCAAUACCUACGUACCUUCAUCGGCCUCUCGACACUAGCGCACACCUACGACAUCCCGCAGCUCAGCAGCGACGUAAUGACUCUCAUAGUCGACCUACAGAACUACAACCGCGACCGCAAAGGACAACGCGACCUGUGGCCGCCAUACACGGAGCUCUACUCCGGCCUCCCCAGCUCCGCACCGCUGUGCAAGUAUCUCGUCAAAGAAGCCGCCGUCUACCGGGACCUGACCAAGAUAAAGCGGUCCAAACUCGACGACCUCCCCAAAGACUUCCUCGUCGAUAUGCUGCUCACCACCACACCGAUGAAGCGCGUCAGCCGCCUGAAGCUCAAGGAGGAGAUCCGGGAUAGCUGCAAUUUUCACGCGCACCCGUCACACCCAUCGAUAUCAGCGUGCAAGAAGCGGCAAUUGAGGGAUGGCGCAUUUUACAGCAGUUUCUUACGGGCAUGCAUGAGCGAGGUGUAUGCGCUGGAGGAGCAUAGCGAACAACAUUGGGAUGGCGAGAGUGAGACGACGGAGGUUUUGCAGCAGGAAAUGUUUGCGUUGGAGGGCGAGAGUGAGGUUUGUCGGGAGUGGGAUUGGGAUAAUGAGGAUACGCUGAGGGUGAGCGAGGGGGAGGAGAGUGGGUGA
Messenger RNA from Didymella exigua CBS 183.55, 1161 nucleotides. RefSeq lists its product as uncharacterized. The record is from RefSeq and is a predicted model, not a curated record. Gene Ontology annotation, molecular function: protein binding. NCBI's taxonomy places the organism in Eukaryota, Fungi, Ascomycota, Dothideomycetes, Pleosporales, Didymellaceae. Bases 1 to 1161 code for a protein of 386 amino acids. The transcript has 2 exons.